AUGUCUAUCUACAUCCACAGAAAAUAUUUCCAGUCAAAGAUAUUCUCUAUCCCUUUUCCUCUUCGGAAACCUCUCUCUCCCUCUCUCUCUCCUAUCAUCAAAUUGUCAAUCAGUGCACCAACAAUGUCGACUUCCAAUCAAGAGAUAGUCCUCAAAAAGCAAAUUGAACUUCUUCAAAAGAAAUACACCGCAUGUGAUAUUGCAGAUGCUCUUGUCAAGCUCAAAGUACCAGGUGCCGGUUUCCUUCCCGACCUCAAACCUGCCUUUACUUCACCAUCUGAAUCUUUCAACAUAAUUACUAUUGCUCCUGUUUCAACUGUUAUUUUUGCCGCAAAAAAUAGCACAGAUCUCUCCAAAUACCCCACCGCAAAUAUUCCCACUGAUAAGCAUUGGGUCGAUCUCACCGUGUCUGACUCGAUCGUGAUUAUCAGUCAACCCGAGGGACAAAAGAAUGCGGUGCUAGGUGGAAUCAUGGCGAUGAGGGCCAAAGUUCUUGGCGCAAAAGGCGUGAUUGUUAGUGGAAGGGUCAGAGAUCUUCAAGAGUUAGAGGCUACCGGAUUACCUGUAUGGUCCCGUGGCACAUCAAUUGUUGGGGCUGGUGCUGAAUCCAAGCCUCACGCUGUUCAAGUGGCGUUGAAAAUUGACGGCACAGACAUUCACCCUGGAGAUUUAGCAUUUUGCGAUCCCGAUAAUGGCGUUGUUAUCAUUCCACAAGAAAAGAUAGCCGAUGUUAUCUCCAUUCUCCCAGAUCUUGUUGCAGCGGAUGAACGUGUAAAAGAAGAAGUCAUGAAAGGAAUGUCGGCCCAAGAAGCAUUCAAGAAGCAUCGAGGAUGA
This is a messenger RNA of Botrytis fragariae, 834 nucleotides long. RefSeq lists its product as uncharacterized. The record is from RefSeq and is a predicted model, not a curated record. Lineage: Eukaryota; Fungi; Ascomycota; Leotiomycetes; Helotiales; Sclerotiniaceae. The coding region runs from base 1 to 834 and encodes 277 amino acids. The transcript has 2 exons.